AUGAGUUCAAAUCAAAAGAUACCGAGUCUACAAGAACGAAGAACAACGGUCAUCGAAUUGGAACAAGUGCCUCAAGAAACGAACGAUCAAGCAUUCAGAAAGUGCACUCAACAACUUUACGAUAAUCAUCGUAAUUAUUGUUUAAUGGAUAGAUCUGAGGAGUAUUAG
This is a messenger RNA of Entrophospora sp. SA101, 168 nucleotides long. The record is from the annotation of a GenBank genome assembly. Lineage: Eukaryota; Fungi; Glomeromycota; Glomeromycetes; Entrophosporales; Entrophosporaceae.